Messenger RNA from Ictalurus furcatus (blue catfish), 1387 nucleotides. It is a transcript of the gene cav4b, whose product is annotated as caveolin 4b. The record is from RefSeq and is a predicted model, not a curated record. Gene Ontology annotation, biological process: caveola assembly. Gene Ontology annotation, molecular function: molecular adaptor activity. The transcript is spliced from 4 exons. Lineage: Eukaryota; Metazoa; Chordata; Actinopteri; Siluriformes; Ictaluridae. Gene Ontology annotation, cellular component: caveola. The coding region runs from base 404 to 916 and encodes 170 amino acids.
GUGUGUGUGUGUGUGUGUGUGUGUGUGUGUGUGUGUGUGUGUUUGAAUAGUCUAUUCAGUAGUAAUAUGAUCUCUCUUCAUCUAUAGGCCCAUGCCAUUCCUUUCCCAAAAAUAACCCCAUAUUCCCCUUUCUAAUUCUUCACUGGGCACCAACACAUGCUCACACACACCACUUGACUGACACUCCUGCUAUAUGAUACAGGCGAAUGGUCAGGAAAAAAAAAGUGAGGUCACAACUACAGGACUCCCUCAUCUCUUCUUCUGCAUUCUAGUUUAUACUAUAUUACAGACCAAGAUAUAUUUCAGACAUCUUAUCUGAUAACCAUAUUAUAAAGUAGAACCUGUUUCAGCAGAUAUAAAUUAUUGUACAGGAACAUACCAGGACUAAAUUGAAGUGGUCACCAUGAUGUCUGAUGAGUACUUGGUGGACUGCAAAAUAGAUGAUGAUGACUAUGACGAGGAAGAGAUGAAGAUCCAGCCCACUCCAACUCCCCCAUCAGAAUUCUGCUCCAGCUCCCAAGUGUCCAAAAGCUAUGGUGAAACCAGAGACCCCCAUGGAGCCAACAAUCACUUGAGGAUGGAGCUUAGUGAUGUUUUGGCCGAGCCAGCCUCGUCACACAGUUACGAACGUGUUUGGGUGUACAGUAGCAUUGGGUUUGAGUCAGCACGAAUCUGGAGUUACCGCUGCCUCACGGCACUGUUCGCAGUCCCCAUUUCCUGCCUCUCUGGUUGUCUUUUUGCACUGCUGGCCUGCUUACACAUCUGGUGUGUGAUGCCCUGUGUACAGGUGUGUCAUACCUGUUUGCCCUGUGUUAGGUCCCUGUGGAUGAGUGUGGUGAAUAUCUUCAUCAUGCCACUCUGCAUGUCUGCAGCUCACUGUUGUAGUGGAAUAUAUGUAUUAUUCUCUAAUGAAUGAGGCACACAGUGAAAAAUGCACUCCAUAUAUCAGAACCAUAAUUUUUUAAAUUAAAGCAUACAGUACAUACUUCAUUACAUUAAAAAAUGUAUUUCAAGAUUCAGUGCACUUAAAUACAACUACAUUGGAGUUUAAUGAAUGGAAUAUAAACAAUGUUUAAAUAAACACUGAUCGCUGUGUGGCUUGAUAUGCCAAAUAUAAUCAACCAUAACAUAUAACAUAUUAACAUAUAGGAAUAUAUAUAGAAUCUAGGUUUCGUCCAUCCAUUUUCCGUACUGCUUAUCCUACACAGGGUCCAUUGCAUUACACAAUGACAGUGUGUCCUAUUGCACACACAUUCACACACUAUAGACAAUUUGGAAAUGCCAAGCAGCCUGGGCUUAAGAAGGAAGCCGUGGUACGCAGAGGAAACCCUGUGUACGCAGGGUGGGGGUAGGAUUUGAGCCCCCAACCCUGGAGGUGUGAGGCAAA